GAGUCUUUUUUCUCUUUCUGGGGAGAGAUCUUCUCUCUUAAGCCUUUUUCUUGCCGCUUUCUCUGUCUCUGUCUCUGCUACUUCUUCUAUUCACAGAACGAUUUCCUUCCUUCCUUGGUCUUUUUUGUUAAUUUACGUUACACCAAAAGAGGGGUUCUGCUUUGAUAGUUGGUACUGAGGCAAAGGAUUAGAUUCCUGUUCGUACAAGUCGGGAUUGGAGGGAUUUUUCCCGAUGCUAAAUUUUGGCAGGCCUAGAACUCAGCCAAGGUCCACUAGAUCUAUGUCACUUGGAGGCAUGGAUUACCCAGAUCCGAAAAAGAAGAGCAACUUUGUGGGAAAAAUUCUUUUGGCUGCUGUCUUAACAGCAUUAUGCAUUCUGGUGCUCAAGCAAUCUUCCAGUUUCAAUACUCCCAGCCCGUUCUCCCAUCAUGAACCUGGGGUAAUGCAUGUCCUAGUAACAGGAGGUGCUGGCUAUAUUGGUUCACAUGCUGCCUUUCGUCUUUUGAAGGACUCAUACCGUGUAACUAUAGUGGACAACCUCUCACGGGGAAACCUAGGUGCUGUAAAGGUUCUCCAAAAAUUAUUUCCAGAAGCUGGAAGGCUUCAGUUUAUUUAUGCUGACUUAGGGGAUCCAAAGGCUGUUAAUAAAAUAUUUUCAGAGAAUUCAUUUGAUGCUGUUAUACAUUUUGCAGCCGUUGCAUAUGUCGGGGAAAGCACCCUUGAUCCACUCAAGUAUUAUCAUAACAUUACAUCAAACACCUUGGUUGUGUUAGAGGCCAUGGCUGCACAUGGUGUGAAAAAAUUGAUAUAUUCUAGUACCUGUGCAACAUACGGGGAACCUGAAAAGAUGCCCAUUACCGAAGAAACUUUGCAGGUCCCCAUUAAUCCAUAUGGAAAAGCUAAAAAGAUGGCAGAAGAUAUAAUCCUUGAUUUUUCUAAAAAUUCAGACAUGGCAGUCAUGAUCCUAAGAUACUUCAAUGUGAUUGGGUCAGAUCCAGAGGGCAGACUAGGUGAAGCUCCAAGACCUGAACUACGUGAGCAUGGAAGAAUCUCUGGUGCUUGUUUUGAUGCAGCUCGUAGAAUAAUUCCUGGGCUGCAGGUCAAAGGAAUAGACUAUGAUACACCUGAUGGAACUUGCAUACGGGAUUAUAUUGAUGUCACUGAUCUGGUGGAUGCUCAUGUGAAAGCUCUUGAAAAGGCAAUGCCCAAAAAAGUUGGAAUUUACAAUGUUGGCACUGGAACAGGUAGAUCUGUGAAGGAGUUUGUGGAGGCAUGUAAGAAGGCUACAGGAGUAGAGAUCAAGAUUGAUUACCUACCCCGUCGGCCUGGUGACUAUGCCAAAGUGUACAGCGACCCGUCUAAGAUCGCUCGUGAACUGAAGUGGGUAGCACGACACACCAAUCUUACAGAGAGUUUGAGAAUCGCAUGGAGAUGGCAAAAAUCUCAUCGUGAUGGAUAUGAAACCCUUUAGGCAGUGUCUCACUGAAAGGAUCACAGAUUCACAGCAUUCCAUAGCAGAAGAUUAAUGGUAAUGACCCCAUGAAUUGCUGAUUUCGGCUGCUGCGUUCUAUUGCUCUCUUAGAACGGGGGUUCAUCAAAAUUAAGAUAAUUUUUUUUUCCUGGUCAGAGUAUGUCAUGAUGGGGGGUAGUAGUAGGAUGCCGCCGCUCAUUCAUUACAUGUAUUAGAACAGAGAAAAAUAGUUCAAUAAUGAUUAUUACUGCGCCCCUGAUGGUGUAGUCAUGUAACGACUACAGCGCCCUCUUCACUAUCUUGACAAGCUCCUGUCAAUAAUAGUAGCGUCUCUUUCCCAGCUCA
Alnus glutinosa is the source of this 1816-nucleotide messenger RNA. Its product is annotated as UDP-arabinose 4-epimerase 1. Lineage: Eukaryota; Viridiplantae; Streptophyta; Magnoliopsida; Fagales; Betulaceae. The transcript is spliced from 11 exons. The coding region runs from base 233 to 1471 and encodes 412 amino acids. Gene Ontology annotation, biological process: beta-D-galactose catabolic process via UDP-galactose, Leloir pathway. The record is from RefSeq and is a predicted model, not a curated record. Gene Ontology annotation, molecular function: UDP-glucose 4-epimerase activity. Gene Ontology annotation, cellular component: cytosol.